Molecule: messenger RNA, 810 nt
Organism: Caenorhabditis sp. 36 PRJEB53466
Lineage: Eukaryota; Metazoa; Nematoda; Chromadorea; Rhabditida; Rhabditidae
Source: the annotation of a GenBank genome assembly
AUGACCCGUCGUGUGCUUCUCCUCCUCUCGGCUACCGUACUCCUGGCCGCCGCCGGCUACGCGCCCGAACCCUACUACAAUCAGUACGGCGGCUACCACAAAGGUGUCGAGAAGAAGCACGGAGGAUACGAAGCGGAUCAGAACGGAUACGGUAGCCGCAACGGAAUGUCGGACUACGGUACCGAGUACGGCGCCCAAGGGCAUCACGACGGAAAGUACGGAGAGGCCGGAAAGAAGAGCGGACAGGAGUAUUAUGCGAAGGGCGACGAACACGGUCAUGGAGACGAGGCACAGGAGAAGGGACUCAAGAAGAAAGGAGGUACGGUUGAUUUGAACGCAUUUUCUAGGGAAUUUCAAAGAACAUCUUUCUAGUUAUUCUAUUUCAGACGCCUACGGUGGCCGCAAGUUCUCGUACUUCACCUCGGGCUCGGGACCGUACGGAUCCUACCAGAAGGGAUAUUACGGAUCCGACGGAUAUGAGCACGACGACCACAAGAGCAAAUACUCGUCGCACAACGAGGAAGGCGGAUACAAGAAGGGAUACGACGGAGCCGGCGCCGGACACGAUGACAAGUACACCAGUUAUGAUAAGGUACUUUAACAGAACACUUUGAAACAAGGAAAAAAGGAAUUGUUCAGGAAGACGCGGGACACAAGAAGCAUCACGACAAGUACGACAUUGGAAAGUACGGAGCGAAGCAGGGAGGAUACGCGAAACAAGGACACGACGAAGGAUGGGUCAACCAGGCACAGAAGAGCUCGUACGGAUCGAAAGAAGCCGGAUCCGAGUACGGACAUCCUUACUAUUGA